GUGUGUGUGUGUGAGCAGCAGCUCUCACGCGUUUAACAGUCGCUCACAACAUGGCGAUGAAGCGCGCAGAGACACGACGGCUUUCCCCCGACUGAAAAGCGGGGACUCUGUUUGUAUGCUGCUUACCGGAGACCUCCUCCUGCGUUUACCGGGACACAGCGCGUGCGAGGACUUUACGAGGACGUUAUUACGGAUCGUGUCGAUUUGACCGCAUGUAGCUUUGCCUAUUUUUUCUUUUUCUUUUUUUUUUUUUUUUAAUUUCCUCUCGGGUGGGAGAAAAAAAAUCAAAAGGAGGAUGUCCAUGGCGCUGAAUACCUGGCUCUUCUGUCUGCUUUCGAUAUUCUGCUGUGGACUGACCGUGCAAGAAAAUCCCAUGUCUGUGGAGCUGAGCUGUGGUGCUGGUCCCAUCCACGUGGUCCUGGAGCCUCCUCGUCCUCUGCUGCUGGACUGCCACCUGGGGAGCGCCGAGACCCCGCUCAACGUCACCUGGCUCCAGGACGGGGCGGUGCUGAGCCAGAGCGAGACCGUCCGACUGCUUCCCAACGGCUCCCUGCUGCUCCUGCCUUCGCUCCGUGACGAGAAAGCGUCAGCAGGAAUGGAGGGAGCGUACAGCUGUCUCAGCGGGAGCUCCUUCGGGACCCUCACCAGCCGCAGCGUCACUCUGCAGCAUGCCAGACUUUCUCCUUUCCUCCGGGACCCCGAGCCUCAGGUCGUCCCAGCAGGGGGAACUGCACGCUUCGAGUGCCACAUAGACGGUGUACCUGCUCCCAGCAUCACCUGGGAGAAAGACCACAUGCCGCUUCCUGUACCUGCUGCAUCAGUCAGUACACCCAGCAGGUUUGUAACACUUCCAAACGGCAUCCUGCAGAUUUUAGACGUCACGGCAAACGACGGAGGUCUGUACCGCUGUGUAGCAUCUAACUCCGCUCACACGCUCUACAGCCAAGAGGCUUCACUCACCGUUACAUCAGGUCCCUCGGAGGACAGUGAGGUGAUGAUUGUUGCUCCUCCACGAGACUUGACGGUGGUUUUGGGACGGCCUGCGGUGCUGGAGUGUAUGGCUCAUGGACAACCAAAACCUUUCGUGUCCUGGAGUAGACAAGAUGGGAAGCCGAUUGCUGCAGAUGUGCUCGUCCUCGCCACCAACCUCAUUAUACCUCACACCCUCAGUCAUCACGCUGGAGUCUAUGUGUGUCGCGCUAACAAACCCAAAACGCGAGAGUUCGUCUCGUCCUCCGCUGAGAUCCGAGUGCUGGCCCCUCCGGUGAUAGUGAAACCUCCUGAGUCAGUCUCACUGUCUCAGGGGAACACGGCGAGGUUUGUGUGUAACAGUUCUGGUUCUCCGGCUGUGUCUCUGCUGUGGCUGAAGGACGGUGAGCGUCUGCAGUGGACAGCGCGUGUGAAGACUCAGAGCCCCGGGGUUCUUCUCAUCAACCAGCUGCGACCGGAAGACGCCGGGUAUUACCAAUGCCUCGCCUCCAACGUCCUGGGCACUGCCUGUGCCACUGCCAAACUGUCCGUCAUUGUGAGGACGGGGCUUCCCAGUCGUCCGCUUCACUUCCAGGCCACGGCUCAGUCCAGCACCUCCGUCCUGCUCACGUGGGAUCCUCCAGAGCACAACCGCGAGCUGGUCAUCGGCUUCUCCAUCCACUACCAGCGUGCCACAGCAGGGUUCGAUAACAUGGAGUAUCAGUUUGCGGUGAACAACGACACAACGGAGUUCCACGUGAAGGAGCUGCAGCCUCACACGGCCUACACCUUUUUCAUCGUGGCUUACUCGCCCAUGGGGCCCAGCCCUCAGUCUGAGUCCAUCACCGUGGAGACUGUGGAGGACGUAGAAGAUGUGUUCUCAGUGGAGUUGGAUGGUAAUGAGACUCAGGUGACUCUGAGAGAUCCGAAGCCCAAUCACACAAACCAGAUGCAGACGGCUGCAGGAACACGUGCGGGUUUGGGUGAGCCUUCAGAGUGGACCUUUCCUCAAACGCCCAACCUUACUCAGGUGCUCUUUCCUCCAGCUGAGCUCAGAGUGACGGCUAAGAUGCAUUCCCUCCAUGUCACAUGGCAGCCGCCACCCAAUCACACGCAGAUCACCGGCUACAAGCUGGCUUAUCGGGAAGCGGAUGGCGAGGAAGCGGCCAAUCAGGAGAGUCCUGCGGCUGGCGCUCUGCACAUCAGGCUACGCAAGCGAGUAAAGCAUUACGAAAUCACGGGCCUCGCUCCUGAUCGCCUAUAUGAAGUGAAACUGUGGGCAUGUAAUAAGCAGGCUGAAGGCUUUCCUGCCAUAUGGAAGGGUCGGACUGAGAAAUUCACUGAUCGAGUUCAACCCCUGGACCACCCACCCCCACUGCCCCCCAGCAUCAUUAAAGCCAAGGCUAACAGCUCCACCUCCAUCUGGCUGCAGUGGGAGAAACCGGCGUUCAGUAACGUACGCAUCAUUAACUACACCAUACGCUGCAGUCCUGCUGGCAACCGCAACGCCUCCCUCGUCUCCUACUACACCAGCACGUCUCAGGAGAUGCUGUUAGGGGCACUGAAACCCUUCACCCACUACGAACUGGCCAUCCAGUCCAACGGCAUCGGAACGGGUGGACCCUUCAGCAGCACGGUGGAAGAGUCCACACUCGCUGACCGACCCUCAUCUCCACCUACAGACCUACAGCUGAGCGCCAUAGACUCCUUCACGGUGUUGGUGAGCUGGCGCCCCCCUCUGGAGCCUAACGGCAUUAUCGUAAGCUACCGAAUGCUCUACAGCGGCAACCUCAGUCAGCCGGAUGACCUGUGGACCAACCUGAGCCAUGACGGAUCUGUCACCAGCACAGAGGUUCUGGGUCUGAUGAGUGGGACACGGUACUACUUUAAGAUGGGGGCGUGUACGGAGGUUGGUAUGGGGCCAUUCUCUCCGGUCAAGGAUGUACACACCCCCCCGAAGAAAUACGAACUGGACAUUCAUGCCUUCACUGGGAUCAUCGUCGGCGUGUGUCUCGGCCUUCUCUGCAUCCUCGUCUGCAUGUGUGUUAGCUUUCGCAAUGGAAAAAGCCGUGACGCCCCUGGAGUGUUGGAACCCGGUCUGUUGAACCCACAGUACCGCAGGAGCACUCAUCCUGCACCCGCUGUCAUACCUAACUGCACAGACUGCCACGAACUGGAGAGUCUAAUGCCCCCUGGAGGCCAGGACCCGGUUCUGCCCGUGACUGAACCUAAUGAGCAGCAUAGCCUCAUGGGUAAUUCAGGGGGAGGUUAUGAUGCACCAACAGAUCUGAAGCCAAGCUGGAACGGUUCUGUGAGCCGGGAGUGGGCGAGUCGGAUCAGCACCUACAGAGAGACCGGAGCGGAGAACUCGGUGUGUCUCGUUAACGGAGCUCAGGAUGCUAACGAGGGAAAGAACAAUCGUGAGGAUCAUCCGCAAUCUCUCGGCUCGAACCAGGUGGAGGCUGACGUGAUCGUACACUCUGAGCUGUCUGAUACUGCGGAGGAGGCUGAGGAGCUUCAGAGUGACGCCGAUCUCUCUCCUGUUUCACACGUCCCUUGCAGAGAUGACGCUUCACCUUCUUCAUUAUCCUCAAUCAAACCUGACACUGAAAUCCAUCCCUCAUCUCCGUGCAACCUCAACCACUUACUGGCCAAUCACAAUGGGCCGCUGGAGAACGGGCUGGCCCAGCUGACUCUGGGAGGUGCUACAGAAGACGGGGUAUCCCCCGAGCACCUCCAACCUGCUUUAGAGAACGGAGAUCACAGACUCCACCCUUCAAAGCAGGCUCUGUCUCAGAUAGGACUGUCGGCUUCCCCUCCAGCCUUCCCUAAGUCCGGCCUCGUCCACUCUACCUCAGGUGCGCACAGCUACCUGUGCUCCUAAGCAUUAAACCAAGAGGAGGAAAUGAACCGUGAUGCCAAUAUUCCAACAUAUUGUUUUAUAAAGUGUGUACAUACAGAAUAUUUUUUUAGCUCUAGAAACCAUGGGUAUGCGUUUUUUUGUCCCUUUUUUUUUUUUAAAUAGUGUGCAUGUAUUGUAUGUAUUCAGUUAGUAUACAUGGAUACAUGCACAUGUGAUAUAAAUAGUAUAUAUAAAUAUUGUACAUUCGGACUUUUCUUACUCUGGAGACGGAAUCAGAUGCGAGUGUGUGUGAAGAUCAGAGCAGAACACGGGUCUAGUCCACACUAACCUGGAGACACUUUAUUGAGAUCCCUUUGUUUACUCGUUUUUUGACCACGGACAAUGUGAAAAAUGAUUUUUCCUACCUUUUAAAGAAACACUGACAUGUAAUUGUCACGUCAGCUCCACAGUUCCAGACCACAGAACUUCUAAUGAUGCUUUUUUCCCCUCUAUAUUUUAACGGAGGAAACGGUGAUGUGCUAAGAAACAAAAUAGCCAACAUCAUUUAAAGCCCAGAGUAAUAUUUUCCGUUUUUUUUUUGUUUUUCGUUGCCAAAAAACGUAAAAUUUCAAUUUUCUCUUUUGAAAUUGAACGUUGUGUUAGUGUGGACUCGACCGUAGUCAGAUGAUCUGAGUUGACUGAUUAGAGAUUAGCAUCUGCAUCUGCAAAGCAGCCGUAGAUUUACAGCAAGAGAUUCCACAAUUCUGCCACGCACGACAGACCUCUCAGGGUUAAAACACACAAACACACAUACAUACAUACAUACACAAACACACAAACACACACGUUCCUGGAAGCUACACCUUCACUGACUUUCCGUUAAGCUUGAUGUCUUAUAUCAGUUUCUUUUCUUCCUCCCUCUCUCUCUCUCUCUCUCUCUCUCACACACAAACACACACACAACCGCAAUUUCUGUUUGCACCUCGGGUGAAAAUAGGGAACUGCAUUAGCACCCGGUUGGUGUUAGCAAUAUACAUGUUUACCCUGUUGUUAGCUAGCAUGUGUGACGAAACCAGUCUAAAAUCCUUAAUCUAUUUGAUUAAACACCCGGUUUUUAGCGCUAGCACGACAAUUAUUAUUAGCAGUACUACUUCACAAUAUAAUGGCUUAAUCCUGGUUAGCUUUCUGCCGAACAUUCCUACUGCUUUCAAUCGUAAAUAUAAUAGUUAUAGCCAAAUAUUUGCUAGCGUCCUAGCUAGAUUUAAUUACACAAUAUAAUACUUAGCUUGCUAGUGAAUUUUACUGCUAGUUUUAAUUGGCACAACACUAGUUUAAUUAAUGUUAGCUAUCUUGUUAGCUACUUUGGUUCACAAUACAGUAGUCACACUCAUCCUAGCUAGCAAACGGUGCUGCUGGUUUUCAAUUCCAGGCUAAUAUUAGUCAGCUUGCUAGCGAAUCUCUACUACACAAGAAGUUUACUUCAUGAUAGCUAGCUUAUGUAAGCUAAGAAGCUCAUUAUGGUGUAACUAACACAGAGAUUUUAUGCUAAGUGCUACAUUCAAGCAAAAAAGAAGUGAAAAUGAAGGAUUUGGUUAUGUUUUUGCGAUUCGUUUUUCUGUUUCUGUGGUGGCAGUUAGCGGCUAAUCCUAAUUUCACCCGGAUGCAAACGGACGGUCGGAUAAAUGACAUUCCUCGGCAGGAGUUUCUCAGGAGUUUUAUGUAAAUAAUGAUGAGGAACUGCUGAGAAAAGAUGGACAUGUCUACUGUACAUGUAGUCUGUUUAUUUUGAAGUAAUUUGAUCAGUUUAGCGGGAGAACCUAAAGCAUGUUUGAGGGUGCUUCAUACAUCUACUCCUCCCAGCCACUACCUCAUUUCUUUAAAAUGGAUCCUAUAUUUUUCUUUUGUGAUUUCAUUUUCAGGAAUAAUUUAUAAUUCAAGGCCAAUUUUGUGUCUGUGGGUUUAUAAAGAUUGUGAUUGGUAACUUUUAGCACUUGCAGAAGCCUCUGGCUCUUUUCGUCUUCUGUCCAUCACGUCACGGCUCGCGAUGACGGUUAGCGUUACACCUGACGCACUCGUGAAUGAAUGAACGCCGCUUGCAGUAUAACGGCGCGGAUUUUCCCGCUUUAUCCAUAAGAGGUUAUCUUGCGCAGAGGACUUUCUGAUCGACGGGAAACACGUCCAUGCCUCGCCUCGCCUCGCCGCGCCGCACACAUCUUCUCUCAGGGAGCUCUGAACACACACCUGCUGUGCAGAAUCCGAAAAGAAAGAUAAAAGAAGAAAAGCAAACACGUCUGUUCCACUCUGUUCCUGCAGCCAUAAUUCCUUUUAUUUUCUUUGUUCUUUAUCUUGUUCUUCCUCACCGGUGAUGUGUCCCCCCCCUAUAACUUUCUCUCUCUAUCAAUUUCUCUCCCUCUUGAUCACUUUCAAUUUCUCUCUCUGUUAAUCUCUCUCCAUCUCUCCCCUCUCUCUCUGUCUCUCUCCCUCUCUAUCACUUUCUCUUACGGUCUUUCUCCCUCUCUCUCUCUCUCUCUCUCUCUCUCUCCAUCUCUCUCUUAUUCUCUCCCUAUCUCUCCAUAUAUGUCCCUCUAACCCUAUUUCUCUCUCUCUCUCACCCUCUCACCCCCCCCUCUCUGUCUCUCUCUCUCUCUCUCUCCCGCUCCCCGUCUCUCCCUGCCCCCUCUCAUUCUUUCUCUUUUUCUCCCUCUUUCUCUCUAUCUCUCCCUAUCUCUCUCUCUCUCUCGCCCCCUCUCCCCCCUCUCUCCCUCUCUCUCCCGCUCCCCUCUCCCUCCCUCUCCCUCCCUCUCUCUUCCUCUCAGCCCCCCCUCCCUCUCUCUCUCAUUCUUUCUCUUUUUCUCCGAAUCUCUCCGAAACCAUUUUUCCUGUAUAUGCAUUGAAGCGGUUAUUUAAAGCCUAUUGUAUUUUUUUCUCUCCUUUUCUUAAAGCCUUUUAUUUCUGACAUGUUCAUUAUUUUAUUAGGAAGGAUUUUUACUGAAAUGCUGAUGCUCCUCUCCUACGUCAGACUGAGGAAUCUGACUUUCUGUCUUCAUUCGAUGACCAGUUCUGCUGUUUCCUUUUCUUUUUUUUAUACUACAUAUUAUACUUAGAUUAAUAUUAGAAAUCUUACAACUACAAUGAAGUCAUGGUGUAUAUAAAUAUCUAUCUAUAUAUCUAUAUAUCGGCUAAAAGCUCAAUAUUACAUCAGGGUGUCAUUUGAUUGUCCACCAACCACAGGGUCCAGAGCCAGGUAUUAAUAUUCUAGCUCUUAGCUGAGUGCAAAAGUUAGUGCACCCCUAGAUUUGGGGUUAGGGAGAUUUUGUGUUCUUUAAAUGAUGUUUGUCCUCUGAAAAUAAUUUUAAAUGAAAGUUUACUUCCAAAUUAAUUUAUUUAUAUAUUUACUAUAAUUUCCAGUUUAUUAUUCGUAGUUAUCCGUUACGCUUUAUCAUGACAGCGACUAUAUUAAAUCUACACAGGAAGUUGUACAAAGCUGCGUCCCAAAAAUCCACACUACGCAGUUACACUAUGCACUACUUACUAUAGCGUCUAUUUUUCCAUUUCGGACAUUUCAAUGGAUUUAUUUAUUUCUAGCAUUUAUUCCUAGUCUAGUGUAGGAAUGUUAGCCUCCUUGGUGGUCCAGUGGCAGGAGACCGUGCUCUUGUUGCUGCAGCCCUGGUUAAAUACCCGGGCAGGGCAUUAACCUAGCCUCUGAAGAGUUAACUGUCAGUGCCAGUCCCAAGCCCAUGGUUAAAUGGGAGGGUUGUAUUAGGAAGGGUAUCCGGUGUUGAACCUGCGCCAAAUCAGAACACGCAGACCCGAUGAUCUGCUGUGGCAACCGUGAACAGGGAUCAGCUGAAACAACAACUUAUCUGAUUUUUCCUUUAUGCAACUGAGGGUUAAGGGCCUUGCUCAGGGGCUGUAGUAGUGGCAGUUUGGUGGACCCGGGAUUUGAACUCACAACCUUCUAAUUGGCGGUCCAACACCUUAACCACAUCCCCUCAACAACUUCUUGAGCAAUGUCCUUCCUCUUCUUCUUCUUGUUCAAUGUGAACACACUUUAUACCGCACACUGGAUUGAAACAGUGUGUUUGGGACGCAGCUAAAGUCUUCUUUAUCCCACACUUGGUGCUCUUUAAUUCUGAUGACAAGGUUCAGUUUUUCUAGAACAGCAGCUCAGACAGUUGCAAAGCUUCAAAUAACAGAUUUAUAUUAAUUCUCUCAUUCGAAUACGUUACCGUUUCCAUAGCAACAGCUCAUUCGCAGAGAUGGACUCACGACGUAAUCUCGGACUAAGAAAUAAAAUUUUAAAUGUGUUGAUAUUUAACAAAGAAGCAAGAACACAAUAACAGAUCCAAAAACACAAGGACGAUUCAGACAAAGCGGAAAAGGUAGGUAUAGUUUUUGCGAUUGGAAUUCUUCCCUCUGAUUGGACGAGACAUGGGUCACUCAGGAUGUACAGGAAGUCCAGCAGUAGCUGCAGCAGUAGAAAGUGGAUUGGUGUGUGUAUGAACACAGCUCUGCUCUUAUAGCGCUCCUUACAUCCUUUAAUCUGGAAUAGUUUGGUCUUCAGAACAUUCCUGCGUUCUUCAGGUGUGUUUUUAGAGAUCGCAAACUAAUCUUUACUCCAUGAUACACCAUCAGUAUAUCCAACAUCACACCAUAUGAACCUCCUUCAUCAGAGUAGAGCUGAAUGAAUUUUAUUUUUGUUAUUUUAUUUAAUUUAAUUUAAAAUAAUGGUUUAAAGUGAAGGCAGAACUCCCCACAUGUACAAGAAACACAGUUUCCUACUUCCUGUAGAUCCUGAGUGACUGAUGUCUCGACCAGUCAGAGGGAAGAAUUCCAUUCGCAAACUAUACCUACCUUUUCCUCUUUGUCUGAAUUCUCCUUGUUUUUUCGGAUUUGUUAUUGUGUUUUGUACUUCUCAGCCACCGUAGAUGGAAGAUUGAUGUUGGUUUUAUUUAAACAUUAAUGGAAGGAGUCUCCAGUGUUAGCCGUUUGUAACGGGAACAGGAACUGCUGUAACUUGUUUUUAUUUUUUUUUCUGUCUUGUUAGCAUAUUAACAGAGAAUAAAGGGAAACUGGUGGCUGUUUAUUUACAGCUGCUGUAACGUAAGUGAGAACAGGAACUUGUGUCGCUUCCAAAACAUUAACUAUAACUAUAAAUAAAUAAAAGUACAACACAACAUUGUUUAAUAAAUUAAAAAUUGUAAUCAUUGACAAAUUGUUUCUAAGAGGAAUAAAACAUUUUCGGACAAGCUGUUAAUGGAAAAGAAUAGAACUUCCCUCCUCGUGUUUUAUUUCUUUUUUAAUAUUUAUUUUAAAACUUAUUUUAAAGGAAUGCUGAACGUGAUGCUUUGUUAAUGUUAAUUAAUGUGUUAAAAUUUAUUUAAAAUUAAUUAAGUUUCU
Hemibagrus wyckioides is the source of this 9211-nucleotide messenger RNA. RefSeq names its product immunoglobulin superfamily, DCC subclass, member 4 (gene igdcc4). The transcript has 19 exons. Gene Ontology annotation, molecular function: protein binding. Gene Ontology annotation, biological process: cell-cell adhesion. NCBI's taxonomy places the organism in Eukaryota, Metazoa, Chordata, Actinopteri, Siluriformes, Bagridae. The record is from RefSeq and is a predicted model, not a curated record. The coding region runs from base 296 to 3853 and encodes 1185 amino acids.